AUGCCAGCGUGUCCUAGAUGGGAGCUAAUUAGUUUGUGUCCUCCUCCAACCUUCUCUGUUUCUGUUUUAGAGGAGCUGCAGAAGCAGCUGCUGGAGCAAGUGGAGCUGAGGAAAAAGCUGGAACGAGAAUUUCAAAACUUGAAAGAUAAUUUUCAGGAUCAAAUGAAAAGGGAGCUCUCCUACAGAGAGGAAAUGGUUCAGCAGCUUCACAUUGUUAGAGAAGCUCACGACGCUUUACACCAUUUCUCCUGUAAGAUGUUAACUCCUCGCCACUGUACAGGAUCCUGCUCCUUCAAGUCUCCUCUUCUUCCACCAUGAGUCGGACGURCUUACAGGACAGAGGACAACGUCUGAUUCUCAUGGAAAAAUAAUAACAAUAUCAAUAACAAUAGAGAAAAGGAAAAAAAACCUCUGAGGAGUUGAACUGAACUAACCUGUAAUUACUGUAACAUUUGGAAAACGUGUAUUUCCUCCCUCAGUAUUUAUGAAUCAAUUUUACAUAUACAGUGGGAUUUCUUUUUACUGAAUUCAUGCCAUUGUUUAUGUUUAUUUGUUUGUGGCAAAGUGCAAUGAAAAUGAAUGUUCUAUAUUUUGUGGGUUUUAAACAGCAAGUUGCAUUGCUUCUUUUCCCCCCUCUCCCUCUAUUAUAAAUAAGUUUGCUGUUUAUUCGUUUAUUUAUGUGGAAAAGUUGCUGACACUGGAUGUAAUGCACUUUACACAAGUGAUUGGAGUAACCAUAAAAAUCCGGCUUUGAGUUUGUCCGACAGUAUUAUUUAUUUUGUAGAAAUGUUUGUUUCUGAGGGCUGCACAAAUGCAGAGAUGAGCUGCGACCUUAGGUGGGUACUGACAUGUUUUAUUGAAAAUAGCCUAUUUGUCUCUGUAAACAUUUGUUUUCAUCACUAAAAAAUAAAUCAGUUUAUUAAAGGA
Austrofundulus limnaeus is the source of this 927-nucleotide messenger RNA. RefSeq names its product SKI family transcriptional corepressor 1 homolog-B. The transcript has 4 exons. The record is from RefSeq and is a predicted model, not a curated record. Gene Ontology annotation, molecular function: SMAD binding; DNA-binding transcription factor activity, RNA polymerase II-specific; RNA polymerase II cis-regulatory region sequence-specific DNA binding. Gene Ontology annotation, biological process: negative regulation of BMP signaling pathway; negative regulation of transcription by RNA polymerase II. NCBI's taxonomy places the organism in Eukaryota, Metazoa, Chordata, Actinopteri, Cyprinodontiformes, Rivulidae. Gene Ontology annotation, cellular component: cytoplasm; transcription regulator complex; nucleus. Bases 1 to 318 code for a protein of 105 amino acids.